This is a messenger RNA of Laetiporus sulphureus 93-53, 576 nucleotides long. RefSeq lists its product as uncharacterized. Gene Ontology annotation, cellular component: precatalytic spliceosome; catalytic step 2 spliceosome; U2 snRNP. The record is from RefSeq and is a predicted model, not a curated record. The coding region runs from base 66 to 575 and encodes 169 amino acids. NCBI's taxonomy places the organism in Eukaryota, Fungi, Basidiomycota, Agaricomycetes, Polyporales, Laetiporaceae. Gene Ontology annotation, molecular function: RNA binding. Gene Ontology annotation, biological process: mRNA splicing, via spliceosome. The transcript is spliced from 4 exons.
AAUCACACUCCCUCCUUUACGCCCAUUAUUCCACGGUCUGCACUCUCUCAGAGCAUCUUGAAGCCAUGAACAUUGUGCGCGAAAUCAACAAGAUCAACGAGCGCGAACUCGAGCUUGGCGCGACUGGUUCAUGGCAUGAUGACUACAAGGACUCAGCAUACGUCUUUGUGGGUGGCCUCCAUCCUGAUCUGACUGAAGGAGAUGUCAUCACUAUAUUCUCUCAGUAUGGAGAGGUCAUGGACAUCAACCUUCCCCGCGAUAAAAUUACGGGAAAGACAAAGGGCUUUGGCUUCCUAAUGUACGAGGACCAGCGCUCGACUAUCCUGGCUGUAGACAAUCUGAACGGUGCCAAGGUCCUAGAGAGGACCUUGCGGGUCGAUCAUGUAAGGAACUACAAGCAGCCCAAGGUCAAAGGAGAGGAAGGUGAAUGGCAGGAGCGGGAAGAGCAGAGCCUCAACGCGAAACCCGAGAUAAUCAUGGGUUCGUUCCACAUCGUCCUCCAACGCUCUCAUGCGCUCACUGUUUUCAUUCGAUCCGUCAGAGGAGAAUGUCGAGUCGGAAUCAUCCGCGGAUGAG